AUGGCUGCAGUGCUGCGCAGCCUGGCCCUGCUCCUGCUCUGCCUGCUGCAGGCAGCUGCUGAGGUCCCUGUGCAGCCAGACUUCAGCACCGAGAAGUUUGCAGGGACAUGGUAUGUCGUAGCUGCUGUUUCCAACUGCCCUGUGUUCCUGAAGAUGAGGGAUGGGAUGAAGUCAUCCAUCACCACAAUCAGCUUCACUCCAGAGGGAAAUCUGGCCAUGAGGCUUGUCUUGCCGAUGCUGGACACAUGCCAAAGGAUUGAGCUGCUCUACCAGCAAAGCGGGCAGGCAGGGCACUAUGUGGCAGCACAGGAGAAGAGGGACCUGCGAGUGAUGGAGACAGACUACAGCCACUAUGCCAUCGUGUACCAGGUGCACCAGAACGACCAGGAGGCCAGCACAGCACUGCAGCUCCUCACAAGGAAGCAGGACCUGAGCCCCCAACUCCUGCAGAAGUUCAGAGUGUUCAUACCAAGUGUGGGCCUGACCGAGGACGUGCUGACCAUCCUGCCUAAGUCGGAUGAGUGCACCAAGGACUUCAGGUGA
Molecule: messenger RNA, 543 nt
Organism: Chaetura pelagica (chimney swift)
Lineage: Eukaryota; Metazoa; Chordata; Aves; Apodiformes; Apodidae
Product: lipocalin-15-like
Exons: 6
Coding region: 1-543 (180 amino acids)
Molecular function (GO): small molecule binding
Source: RefSeq, a predicted model, not a curated record